This is a messenger RNA of Hyalella azteca, 5839 nucleotides long. RefSeq lists its product as uncharacterized. Gene Ontology annotation, molecular function: protein binding. NCBI's taxonomy places the organism in Eukaryota, Metazoa, Arthropoda, Malacostraca, Amphipoda, Hyalellidae. Bases 298 to 5322 code for a protein of 1674 amino acids. The transcript has 19 exons. The record is from RefSeq and is a predicted model, not a curated record.
UUUACCAGCAUAACCACCAUGGAUUCGCUUAUUAUGUUUAAUUAUUUCGUUGAUUAGUACUAUUGUUUUAUUGAUACUUUUGAAAUUCUCAGAAAACCCGAUUUCAAGGACUGAAUGGAACAACGAAUACCAUUUUCAAAGCUUAUAACGGACAAUAUUUCUGUCAUUUACCCUAGUUAUGCAUAUUUGAAUAAUUAGUUUGAUUAACGGAACGAGAAACAAUUUUCCAUUGGCGAUGUUGUAUAUUUUUUUUAUACUGAUGUUAGUUGAAGCAAAGGGCAAAGCCGGAACCUUGAAAUGGAUCUAAUCGUUCGUAUACUGCGCUUGUUCAUCAUAAGUAUUAUCUGCUUUGAUACUCAACGGGUUGUCUGUUUUUUGAAUACUAUUAACCCCCGUGGAAAUGGCCUACCAGCCAUUGGAAUAAAGGACGGCGAAUAUGCCGACACCGUUGGGAAGGUUUUAUCCAAUAACCCGAACCUGUCGCUGUCCUCAUGGCUUGCUGAACUAUUUCACAUCAAAAACUUCACCUUGAAAAUGCUAGCCAACGAACCCUAUACAUCCGCGUUGCCUGCAUUUCACGUCGAUUCAAUUAAAGAGAAGAAUCUCAACGAGUUUUCCACUAUUUCGAGUGAUAAACCUACCAAGAGCACGCGUAACUUUCUAUCUGAGAUCGAAAAAUUUCGAAAACCAUUGAAGUUGAAUCCGGCCAGUUCAUUGGACCCCAUUUACUAUGGAGUAAAAAACAAACUGAGGCAUAGUUCACAGCGAGCGCUGAUCGCCGACCCUCAUCAGAAUGACGUAGUGCACUCCAACGAACUUCACGACGAUGUAGUGACACCUCAACAAAGCACGUCUCUCAAUCAUGCAGUGCUACCAAUAAAGGCGACGAAACUAUCCAGUAAAGUGACCAAGAGUCAUGAAAUUGAUGAUGCUGAUUAUAAAUCAAAUGCUGACGGUAGUAAAAGUGAUUCAACUUCGUAUUCCGAAUCGUUCGUUAACGGAAAAGACGAAGAAGAUAAUGAAGUUUUCACAGAACAUGGAGAUUAUUCGGCUACGUUGCUGCCGCCUGGAAGCGUGGUGACUGCAUCUAGCGACGCGACGAGCACUGGAGAAGAAACUGAAUAUUAUCGGUGUAGCCGCUACGAUACCGACAGAGCUGGUUGCGCUCCACAAAUCGUCCUGAAGUCAGCUGAUGCUCCAGUUUCUGACGAACCAAUUCGGUCAACUCCGCGACACUUUCGUGAACUUAUCCGGAAAACUUCUUUCUCUCGUCGAGGAAAGUCUGACUUUCGCCAUUCGUCCGUUUUCGAAAUUCCUAGACAAAUACGCCAUAAGCGAUCACUUAUACAAAUUAAGACCUCGUCGAUACCUCAUCCUUCCAUUAAAACCCUAACUGAAGGCGAAUCUUCGUCUUCAGUCGACAGAGCUGGACACGGCGAAGGUUCCGUAUUGUUGCCUUCAUUCGACAGAGCUGGACACGACGAAGGUUCCGUAUUGUUGCCUUCAUUCGACAGAGCUGGACACGACGAAGGUUCCGUGUUGUUGCCCUCAGUCGACGGAGCUAUACACAGUGCAGGUCCUUUCCACCGGGAGGUUAAGCAACAACCAACGUCUGCGGACCUCUGCCGAUCUUUACCAGUCGACUCCCUCAAAGCUGGUGUCAUGUCUAAGCUUCGAAGUCAGUUUCAAAGUAGGGUUUCGAAAGAGAACUGUACACUCUGGAAUCACGGCUCAGUUAUGAACAACUUCAUGGUGCUUCAUGAGAAUAACACGGCCCUGAGUGAGUCUGUGAUGCUGACGGUGCAGCAGCCCGGAGUGUACCUCCUCUUCUGCAGCGACAUCGCCUCUAACGUCAACUGCACGCGCAGACUUCAAGUUGGAUAUUCGCCGCAAGACGUUGAAAACUUUGACUGCAUAAGCCACAACUACGAUGACCUGGAGUGCUGGUUUGAUGUGAUGCCCAACCCUGUACCGGUGCUGAACAUCUCCAUCUGCAUCGUGGAUGAUGGAGAAUGCGACAUUUUAUCCCCGAGCCGAAUAAAAAACGGACGGCGCCAAGUUUGGCAAUUCGAUACAUUCCACAACUUCAGUCGCAACCUGACUUUCAACAUCAGCCUCGGGAAUGAUCUGGGUAACGCCACCUUCCAGCACACCAUCAACUAUUUUACCAAAGUUCGUUUGGAAGCAGCCCGUUCCAUCAAGUACCGUCAGCUGGAGUCGCCUUUAGAAUUCGCCCUGGAGUGGCUGUCGCCCAGCAACUACCACACCCUGCCAUCUGUGCGCGCCCGAGUCAACGUGUCCUCAGUAUUCUAUAACCAUACGAUUAUGGCGUACGACUCCCAUCUGAAACUACAUCUUCCCUACCACAACCUGGACUACACGGUCACCAUCGAGCUGCAGCCUGACGAGGCCGAGGCGAAGUAUUGGUCAAACCCUGCAAGCACCAGCAUGACAACCCCUACUGCCUCACCGUCAGCGCCUCCUGCAGCAGCCCCCGGCAUGUUUCAGACGUGGUCGACGUCGAAGACUUCUUCGUCAGUGAACGUGAGUUGGGUGUCUGUGGCACCAGCGCUGCACGCGGGCCCCGGCUUCGGCUACAUCGUUGAGGUCUACGGAUGCUCGACUGCCUUCAGUGAAUGCACGGAGUGCGUGAGCUCUUCCUUCACUGAUGACAGCUUCGACGUCAUCACGAACCUGCGCAGCGACAGACCCCACAGGAUUGACGUGUACAGCGCAAACCUCUGCCAGAACCUGACGCGGCCGCGCACGCAAUGCGGGUUGUCCACUCACUGCCGCAGCGCAGCGCCAGCGCAGUACCACAUCCCCGUCGCCGGCGCUGCGGCGGCACUGGCACCCGCCUUCCCGACGUCGCUGUUCCUUCACAGCCCCGCUGCUGCUUCACUGCAAUGGUUCACACGCGACGGUCGCGCCUCCAACUUCACCCUCUACUACUGCCGGGACGCCGAGCCGCAGUGCAAGAGUGGCCUGGGGUUCCUGUGGGUUGGCGAGAUCUCUGCAGUGGACAUCAGCCUGCACCCCGCACCGUCCAGUCCCGGGGCUCUCAGCCUGCGCAACUUCACAGGAUAUCGUACCGCGGACGAGAGCAGCACCGGACUGCGCUUCGCAGUGUCCGCGGAGAGAACUACUGACGGUGUUGUGGAGAGCAGCGGCAUGGUGUGGUCGGAGUGUCGUGCUGAAUACGACGACGAGCCUCUGGCGCCUCCACAGCUGCUGCUCAACAACAAGACGUGGCACUCCGCCCUGGUGCUGCGUCGUCCUGAGUGCCUCCCUCGUCUGGUCGCCGCCACGAAGUUCGUCCUGUGUCGCCCCGACAUGUGUAAUGAAUCUGUAGUCGCGGUGUGGCAGAAGGAAAUUUUUUUGGAUAACUUGCAGAGCGACACGCGCUACAACGCCACUCUGAGAGUCUUGUACACGGACGGCAACGUGACUGUGACCGACGAGCCUCUUGUCUUCCGCACGCGACCCAAAGACUUGCUGUGGUGGCAUGUGGUGCUGCUGGCCAGUGGGGCGCUACUGUUCACGACGCUGUUGGUGUCCGUCUUCCUCUACAGUAAAAGGUGUGUGCACAAGUCCAUCAAAGACGCCACAGAUCCUCUCAGCGUGCCUGACUUCUCUGGCCCUUCGCUUUUUUCGCAGACGAUCGUCAGAGGACGGAAAUCUGUCCCUCCCAAUAUUUCGAUCUCCCACCAACGACUGGAGACUGCGCCAGUUACUGCAGCUGCCAAGGAACCUCCAUCUGAAACUAGGAAGAUUAUUUCCCUAUUAUUCUCGCCACCCGAGGACAGUGUCCUAGUAGGCGGACGUACAGUUUGUGCCUCUGGUACCAAUGAGCAAACUCAUGACGUCGGGCAAAAUCCAAGUGAGGUAAAUUCAGACGAGACUUCUGUGCUCAUGUUUCCCUCGACGUCCAAUGAGGUGAGGAAUUCAUCUUAUUCUCAAAUAGAAUUUGAUGAAAGUGAAGACGAGGAAGAGUUUAAUCCAGCUCAGAACCCAACAACAGCGUCCGGGUACCCCGGGUACGUGAUGCUCCGAACCUCCGAGCCUCUUCCUACGGACCAAAAUGUCUCUGAAAUUACUUUUAACGAAGCCCAUCCUUACGUCGCACUGGGAACUUUGAGUACCGAAACCACGAGAAACGAACCAAUGCGUGACGAAACCAUGGACCACAACACGGCAAUGAGGGAUCAAAACGGCGUAAUUGAACGGAUACACGCCAGUGGAGUGAGCCCCUACGUCUUGGUUAGCCCGACAAGUGCUCAUAUUGGGGAAGAUAAUAUCACCAAAGACUUGGACAGAAAGGUUGUAUCACCCUCACAUGGUUACAUCAUGGCUGACAGUGUUCAGAAAUUGAUAUCUUCUCCGCUCUCAAGAAAUAUCACUGUGAAUAUUUCUGAGAUCCAGGAGGUUAAUCAAGGCACCAAAGAUACCGCAAAUGAUGCACUGUCACAGUCACUUUCAUGUGGCUACGUCAGCCCACAUCCGGUAAUUGAACCUGUGAAGGCUUCGGUUUCUUUGAUGUUAGACUUUUCAGAUGAUGCUACACUCUCAGAUGAAGAUGACCCAAACAUGGCAAUUCCACCUGUUAUGGCUACGGUUUCGCACACGCUUGACCUUCCAAGUAAUCAUGCAAUCCCAGCAACAAAUGGCAUUGGUUACGCUGCAGAUAGCACAUUGCCGCUACCAGAUACCCGAAGCCACGUCCAAGAUGAAACUAACCCUUACAUGAAAAUUAAACCUCUUACGAAUGCCGAUUCUUACAUGUUGGAUUUGACCAGCUCUGCCACAAGCGCUGCGAUUACGGAAAUAGAAGGAAGAAUGGAUGCCAAGAAUGACAUGACGCUGCAACUUGAUUCACGUGGCUACGUCCAAGCUGAGAAGUUCAUAAAUAUGAAAAAGCUUUUAAUUGAGAAUGGAAAAUCUGAUAUUAUGUACCUUCCAGAGAUAGCCACAAUCGGUGAGAUGAAGAGUAUUGACAAAAUCGAAAAUUUUAACAAACCGAAUUUGGUUAACAAUGGUUACGUUUUACCCGAAAAUGUAAAGUUCCUCAAAACGACCUACGAUGAAGGUGGUGGGAGGAACGAGUUAAAUUUUCCAAAGAAUGCCGCAGUCACACACGAGCAGUCGCAAGGUUAUCUCAAGCAUUCAGACGAAGAGAAUAUACCACGUUAUACAGCGCCUCCUCUUGCAUUGAAUGGCAGCUAUCUAACUUCCACGGUCUGCACAUGGGAGAAAAACUCGUCGUUUAUCACGUAUGAUGACGUACGGGAAUUCAUAAAAAAAGAUUCCGCUGAAGUGUUCUGAUGUCUUUUAAGAUAAUGCCAUUUGUUGAGACAAAUAUUGUCCAUGUUCGUACAAUGCCCUCGGUGACGAUAAUCCUAGUGAUAGAAAAUGUAGUGACGUACAAAACCGGCGAUGGAGAAAUUGAAAAGAGUGGACGUAACUCCAUCAAGAAUCGGAAGGUUUCUAUGAUCAAGACGUUACCGCCAAUUUUCAAAAAAUAACGAGCACUCUGAGCGGGAAUGCAACUCCAGAAAAUAUCGUGUCUUAAACUAAGAGUUUAGCAAUCGAACCUUUGAGCAAUACCAUAUCCCGGGGCAAUUUGCCUGCACAAGGAGAAAAAUUUGCAGGAUUUGCGUGUUUAGUUACUGGCAGCGCCGGUAUCUUGGAUAGAUGUUUUCAUUAUUUGCUUACUCACUGAUAGGUCUAACUGCUACUGAAUUUAGGGUAAUUGAGAGGGGGGAAAAAAUUGAUGGCGCAAGAAGUAAAAGAUACUGUCAGGUUUGUAAAAUGCUAUGUUCAAGUAAAGGAGGUGAAAAUA